AUGGAUUCCUCUAGGAAACCUCUCAGCUCUCAGCGGCUUCCGCCGCCCGCUCUAUUUCAAGGCCCGCCUUCACAUAAUGCAUCCAACAUUUCCCUUUCCGUACCUCCUACUGGGCCGACACUCCCCGUCCCGUCGGGUAGCCAGCCUCCACCCCUCCAGCGCAACCGUUCCCAUCGCGGCAAGGAUGGCGGCUCUCCAGAUAACCGCAGCUCGCUCUCCCCAUUAAUCUCGCGACGCCCAUCCAAAAAUGACGUGGAUGGUUCCGACGCCAUUUGGCAGGAAAUGCAAAGCGCCCUUUCCGAGGUAGAACUCAGCGCUGUCACGAACGAGCAUGUCUUUGGCGAAAAGCACGCCGAGGCCUUGGAGGACCUUCGCAUGAAGCAAUUGAAACUUGCUCAAGCCUGGGCUCGCAGUGAGGCAGACGAGGAAAUCGUUGGCUCUAGCCAAAAUACCGCGGAUGGUGACAACUCUGCCGCAAGUGCAAAGCGUCGGGGGUCGGGGGAAGGCAUUACUACGGAUGCAACGAACAAUACCCAAGCAUCUGGCAGAGACCGUGUCUCUCAUAGGACUCUUGACGAAGAAACUGAGAAGGAUAUCAUUCUUGCGCGCAGGCGCCGUGAGGCCAAUGAUCGCUAUUUUGAUCGAGUCAACCAGGGUGUGUUGGACGUUGUCGCUAAGCUAGAGGAGGUCUCCCAGGCCAUGCGCACAGUUGAACGAGAAAGCAAAGAUAUCUGGAGUGACUCGGAGAGUGUCACCACAGCCGCGCCCUCAUCUGUAAAUUCUGGUUGA
Messenger RNA from Penicillium brasilianum, 789 nucleotides. The record is from the annotation of a GenBank genome assembly. Lineage: Eukaryota; Fungi; Ascomycota; Eurotiomycetes; Eurotiales; Aspergillaceae.